AUGAAUCGCACUCCUGUUCCUGUUUCACCCAGAAACAUCUCAGUCUCUGUGACUCCCCCUGGAGACGUACCUGAGGGAGUCUCAGUGUCUCUGACCUGCAGCAGUGAUGCCAAUCCACCAGUGGAGAACUACACCUGGUUUAAGGUGAAUGAGUCCACUCAGUUUGACUCCGCUGCAGUAGGAUCAGAACAGCAGUUCACCAUCUCCAACAUCAGACCUGAGGAUGCAGGAGAGUACUACUGCGAGGCCAGGAACAAACUUGGAUCUGACAGCUCAUCUGUGGUGUCUCUAUCUGUUACAGUUAAAACAGGUGCUAUAGCCACUGUGGCGAUUUAUGUAUGUGUGGCUGCAGUCGUGGUCAUUGUGGGGAUUGUGCUUGGUCUCUGCCUGCUAAGUGCCUCUAAAAGGAAAAGGGGGGCAGCAGAGAGUAAGAGCCAUGCAGCUGUUGCCAAGCCAACAGAUCAUCAGAGUGUAGGAAACAAUUAUUCAUCAGUGAAGCUGACGGUCAAUUCUUCGGACUAUGAAAACGUGAUGGUAUCAAGUCUUACCCCAACUCCUGACACAUACAUGGCAUUGGAGUUCAAAUCCCAGUCUGAUUAUGAGACACUGACGGUAAGGGACAGAGGCACCAAUGACACAGAUAACGUCACUGAUCAGCCGAGCACAGACAUUUACGAGACCCUGGGUGACGUGGCAGCAAGUGGACAACAAGUGGAUGGUGUUUAUGACAUCACUGAUUAACUGGCCAAUGAAAUCUAUGAAGCCCUGGGUGACAUGACAACAACAAGUGGAUUAUGUUUAUGACAUCACUGUUUAGCUGGCCAAUAAAAUCUAUGAGAUCUUGUUUGCUAUAUAUGCAACAACGUUGGUUGGUUUGCUUGUAUGGCUUGGGUAGCCUGAUCAGGGUCUAUAAGGGUUUCAAAUCAGCCAUAUGUAACUCAUAUACACAAUGUUAAGGCUUUCUCAUUACAUUUGGAAUUGGUGUUGUAAUGUGCAUUUAAUUGCCCCUGACAAAUAAACUACUUAACUAAAUAAAUAAAUGAAUAAUAAACA
Messenger RNA from Engraulis encrasicolus (European anchovy), 1053 nucleotides. RefSeq names its product B-cell receptor CD22-like. Gene Ontology annotation, biological process: cell-cell adhesion. Gene Ontology annotation, cellular component: membrane. Gene Ontology annotation, molecular function: protein binding. The coding region runs from base 1 to 741 and encodes 246 amino acids. Lineage: Eukaryota; Metazoa; Chordata; Actinopteri; Clupeiformes; Engraulidae. The record is from RefSeq and is a predicted model, not a curated record. The transcript has 8 exons.